Cucurbita pepo subsp. pepo (vegetable marrow) is the source of this 696-nucleotide messenger RNA. The record is from RefSeq and is a predicted model, not a curated record. NCBI's taxonomy places the organism in Eukaryota, Viridiplantae, Streptophyta, Magnoliopsida, Cucurbitales, Cucurbitaceae.
UUCCAUCACUCCCAAUUUUGAGACCUUUCAUCCACAAUCAUAUCUAAAUAUCUCAUAAUAUCAUCUGAACUCUAUCCAUCCACAAUUUUCAAAUUUUUAUCCACUACUGCAAUGGUUUACUGGAAGCUUCAAUGGCGACUCCAAUGGCGUUAGCUUCUUCAUCCUCUAAUUUCCUUUCCCUUCCGCGCACUGCAACGCACCUUUCGUUCUCGCCAAAGUCGCCGGUGCUCUAUCCCAAGCCAUGCUUCUCUAUAUCUUCCCUCGCCUCUCCGGAUUUAGACCCAUCGUUACCCUCAAACGUUCACACCUUCUGGCAAUGGCUUCGCCAGGAAGGCAUGGUCUCCUCCAAGACUCACGUGAAGCCGGCAAUUUUCCCUCAAGGCCUCGGACUGGCUACAACCAAAGACCUGUCCAAGAACGAGGUCGUUUUGGAGGUUCCCAAACGAUUCUGGAUAAAUCCUGACGCGGUUACUCAUUCCGAGAUUGGAAAUGCGUGCAGUGGAUUGAAGCCAUGGGUUUCUGUUGCUCUGUUUCUGAUUAGAGAAAAUUUGAAGGACGACUCGCGUUGGCGACGGUACCUCGAUAUUCUCCCGCCACAAACGGAUUCGACUGUGUUUUGUGCAGGUCUGAAGAGGAGCUUGCAGAGCUCCAAGGAACCCAACUUCUGAGUACGACUUUGAAUGUAAAAGAAUAUGU